AUGGGUGACAAGCUGGGAGAUAGAGAUACAACCAAGAAGCAGCAACCACCACCGCCGCCACCACAGCAACAAAUUUCGUCUUCUCCCAAAGACCCACUUGAGGAAUCGACAGAAACAAGACAACAACGCCAUCACUCGCCGCCGAUCGUGGCUCCAUUCUAUGUUCCGCCGAGUGAGCAGCAAUUUGAGGCUGUGAAUCCAAAGAGGCCUAGGUAUACUGGGCAGUGGAAGCUUUUGCCAUCUCCGACAACAACAACGCAACAAAAACAGCAGACCCAGUUGGGCGAAUCAAGCCCAACCAACCCACAAACGACCCAACAAUCCCACACCGCAGCCGCUUCUUCCUCGGAGACAGCCUCAUUGCCAUCCCACUCGCCUCUGCCUUCUCUUUCCGCCGCAUCUGGGCAGGACACCAACAAGCCGGAGGGAGAGCUGCAUGCUCACCACCAAAUCAGAAAAGGGAAAUAUGUGAGCCCGGUUUGGAAACCAAACGAGAUGCUGUGGUUAGCUAGAGCCUGGAGGAUCCAACACCAAGGCGGGUCGGACGGGUCGGGUUCAUCCUCGAGAGCAGAUCAAUUGGAGAUCAGCGGGCAGACAAGAGGGAAAACUAGAGCCGACAAAGAUAGAGACGUUGCCGAUUUUCUUCAAACACAUGGCGUUAAUAGGGAUGCGAAAACUGCCGGGACUAAGUGGGAUAACAUGUUGGGAGAAUUCAGGAAGGUUUACGAGUGGGAGAGAGGCGGUGAGAGAGAGCAGGUCGGCAAGAGUUACUUCAGGCUCUCUCCUUACGAGAGGAAGCUCCAUAGAUUGCCGGCUUCGUUUGAUGAACAAGUCUUUGAAGAGCUUUCGCAGUUCAUUGGGUCUAAAAUGAGAACAUCUCAGAGUAGAGGAAGUUCCGGAAUCCUCGCUGGAGCUCUGCCUCCUCCACCCGCGCCAUUCAAAGAAGAUGAUCAUCAGUUCCCUCUUUCAGCUCGGGCAAAACAAGUGGUUAUAGCGGGUGGAAGUGAAGCUUUAUUCCACGGUGGCAGAGGGGGGUUACUAGGGUUUGAGUCGCCUCUAGACAUUAUCGGAGGAUCGUCGACUUCAUCUUCAAAAGAGCUCCGUCGGAUUGGAAAGAUACGGAUGACGUGGGAAGAAUCAGUGAGCUUGUGGGCUGAAGAAGGCGAGCACCAUAGAGGGAGAGUGAAGCUCCAAGGCUCAAGCUUUUUGAGUGCAGAUGAGCUCACUUUCUUCGACGAUUCCAUGGUCCCUUGCACCAUGGAAGCCUUCGAAGAUGGCCCUAUCAAAGGCUUCUCGGUUGAUAAAUUCGUUUCUGGUCAACAAGUCAAAGUCUUUGGUAGAAGAAAGUCUUCUUCUUCUGAGAGACUCCUCCACCUUCCCUUUACCGAACCCUUCACAAGAUCAAUUCCUCCAUGGGAAUUUCAAGACCCAACUGAGUACUACGUAGGAUGCCUGCGAGUUCCACCACAAACACUUCCAAGCCUUUUUGAGCUCUCAUGGCAUAUACAAGAGCCACCGCCGGAAGAAUUGCGUUUUCCACUGCGAAGAGACGUUUACAGGGACUUGCCUCAAGAGAAGGAGCUCUUCUUUACAACCUCCUCCGAAUUCCUAGACUGUAGAGCCAUCACCUACGAUAUUCUAAGCCCCAUAAUCCGAGCUAACAACCCUAGCACCGCCACAAGUAGAGACUCGUUUAUUGGCCUUUGGGAUGAUUGCAUUAACAGGAUUGUUUCCAAAUUUUGCUCCGUUGAAAUGGUUGUCAUAAGAAAACCCUCUUCAUCAACGGCUGAGAUUUUGCAGGAUCAAUGGCCGAACGUGACGGGUUUUGUCAGGAACUUUUGCGUGUGGAGAGGAGAGGAGAUUGAUCAAUCAAGAGAGGGAUCUCUCGACCCAUCAUCUUCAAUUGCGGAAAAGCUUUUGUGGACGUAUGCUGAUCUUCCUUACAUCUUGGGCUACUACGCUGUUGGGUGUUUGAUAACUUUUUGUGCAUUAAGCCGGGCGCAGGACCGGAUUAUCCGGACGGAUUUGUGCUCACUGGACUUAUCUUCUCCGGUGGAGAGACUCAAAGCGUUAGUCCCGUGUUACAGGAUCGCCGGCUUAUUGCAGUUGCUAGCCGACCGGUGCUUCAACAAUAUGAAGAAUAAUGGUGGGAAUUACAAGCUGUUUGCAUAUAGCGAUUUUGAGAGGGUUGAUAUGGGAAAUGGAAAUGUCAUGGAAAUGACGCCGAAUGCGGUGACUAGAAUCUUCUCGAGCAAAAGAAAAUGGGCUGCGGUUAAGGAGAUAUACGACUAUCUUGAUCACCGGAUCCCACAUGCGGAAUCCAUUUUGCGAUCGUCGGAGAGGGAUCUGGCGUUGGUGUUCAAGCCUAGAGGGUACAAAAUGAAGCCUGCAAAUUGCGAGCAACUGGUGGAGGCUCUCAAGUACGUGACAAAGGCGUUGGUGGCGCUGCACGACGUAUCUUUCAUGCACAGAGGGUUGGGGUGGGAGAAGGUGAUGCGGCGAAACGACAGGGAGAACGAGUGGUUCGUGUGCGGGUUCGAGGAUGCGGUGGGGGCACCGCAAAUAUACCCUCAUGGGGUGGUGGCGGCGCGUGGGGGACAAGCGCCGGAGAUGGGAAGGGGAUUGCAUGGGGUGAAAGUGGACGUGUGGGGUGUGGGGUAUUUGGUAAAAACAAGUGGGUUGGCUGGGGUCCCAAAGAUGCUGAGGGAGCUUCAGAACCGGUGCUUGGAGCAGAACCCAGAGCAGAGGCCAACUGCAGCCGACUGCUAUCACCACCUGCUUCAGCUGCAGUCAUCUCUGUCAGCUGGAGGGUACUGAUCUGAUUGAUAUGGGAAGAACUAAUAAAUGGGGGAUUCGGAUCUUUUUUAUUUUUUAUUUUUAUUUUUCAUUUUCUUUUGUGUGUGCAUCGCCUUGGAGUUGGAGAGAGCCUUCUUUUAAUUUUUGAUACCUUAAAAACGGAUCCAGGGGUCUGAGAUAUUUGGGGGAGAAAUGGCGGCGGAUGUCGGGUAAAGUGGGUUCUAGAUUUGGUAGAUUUGUAGGGUUUGUUCCAUCAUGUCAAAUCACAACUUAAUUGAUUGGUGUGCAAGUCAAACAGUGCUUUCUGUUUUCUACUGUACAUCAUCCCCGCAUCUCGUUUAUUGUAUGCAGUUCAUUACCCUAGGU
Corylus avellana is the source of this 3162-nucleotide messenger RNA. RefSeq names its product Protein kinase superfamily protein. Lineage: Eukaryota; Viridiplantae; Streptophyta; Magnoliopsida; Fagales; Betulaceae. The record is from RefSeq and is a predicted model, not a curated record.